This is a messenger RNA of Silurus meridionalis, 2440 nucleotides long. Its product is annotated as septin-14-like. Bases 154 to 1707 code for a protein of 517 amino acids. NCBI's taxonomy places the organism in Eukaryota, Metazoa, Chordata, Actinopteri, Siluriformes, Siluridae. The transcript is spliced from 4 exons. Gene Ontology annotation, molecular function: GTP binding. The record is from RefSeq and is a predicted model, not a curated record.
GUUAGGAAGCUGCUAUAUACACAAGCAGCUUUUUAACUUGAAUCUUUUCUUUUUGUACAGAUAUAUAAGAUAUUGAAAAAGAAACUAAAAUAUUUUCUGGAUACCAGACAGCAGCAACACGAUACAUCUGUAGAGGACACUGGUGCAACUGUUAUGGAAAACGAUAAUUCCUCUCAUGGGAGCUCCUCGGUGCAGGACGAGCAUUUUAGAUAUAAAAAAAAGAGUCGCUCAAUAAAUGGAUUCCUAACAAGAUAUUUUCUAAACCCAUGGACUCUUCUUGAUGGUGAAAGACUAAAGAGAGUGGCAUUUGGAGAUAAAGAUGAGAGCAAACCUCAUAAAACCAUAAUAAUGUUGGGAGAAACAGGAGUGGGGAAGUCGACUAUCAUCAAUGCCUUGUUGAACUACAUGCUGGGUGUUGAAAGUGAAGAUCGAAUCUGGUUUGAAAUCAUUGAGACAGAGGAAAAACAAGCUGAUUCACAGACAGUUAAGGUAACAGCGUAUGACAUCUUUACUGAGAGCAGCUCAUUCUCUCUGACCAUCAUUGACACUCCUGGAUUUGACAAAACAGAAGGCAAAAAGGAGGAUUUAAAAAUUGCUGAAGGAUUACUUGAGUUAUUUGGAUGUAAUGAUUGGCAUCGCGAAAUUGAUGCAGUGUGCCUUGUGAUGUCAUCGAGCACUGUUCGACUCACUGAAAGACAACGCUGCAUUUUUAAUUCAAUUCUCUCACUAUUUAGCAAUGAUGUGAAGAAUAACUUUGUUGUGUUUAUCACACAUGCACCAACAGCAUCUCCAAACUCCAUUAAAGCCAUUAAAGAUGCCAAAAUCCCAUGUGCUCAGACUGAUAAUAAGGAGCCUGUACAUUUCAGAUUCGACAACUGUCACUGUGAAAACUUUUAUGUCAAAUGCAACAGUGAAGAGCAAAUGGAACAACUAUUCCAAGGUUACCAGGCAGCAUGGGACCUGUUUAAAACAAGCAUAGAGGACUUCUGGCAUUUUGUGAAAGGGAGCAAACCAGUAAGUAUACAGAAUACUCAAAGUGUGCUGAUAUAUCGCAAGCAACUAUUAGAAAACAUCACCAGCAUAAGGAAAGAAGUCCAUGCAGUACAGCACAAGGAAAUGCUUGAUCAGGCCAUUGAAGCUCUGCAGCACCAUAAAGAGAAAGAGAAAAAUAUUACGUUUACUUAUGAAGUUGAUGAGGAGUACACAGAAAAGGUGCCAAUUGACCCAUCAUCAAGAUCCAGCAAAGAGGCUACUUGCUGCAGUGUGUGUAAGUUUAAUUGUCAUUAUCCAGGAUGCUGGUGGGUCAGAAAUCUUUCAUGGUGUACUGUCAUGUCAAAUAAUAAAUGCACAGUGUGUCCUGGAAAGUGUGACUAUACUAAACAUGUUAAAGAGGGGAAGAUCUAUGUGAGGAAAACAAGGAAGGUCAAGAAGACUAAUGAAGAGCAAAAAAAGGACUAUGUGUCAGAGACUGAAGAGCAUGAAAGACGUAUAAACCAACUACAAGAAGAAAUAUCUACACAAGAAAAAAAAAUAACCACACAGGUGAAUAAAUGUCUUAUGUGUUUGAACUUCCUGCAGAAGAUCGCCUUAAACACUGAUGCUCUGUGUACAGUUCAGGAUCUGGACGGCCUGAUUGAAGAAGCAAAAAAAAAGAAACAUAAUAAAAUAAUAGAGGCACUUGAACAACUGAAGAAGCCCACACAAUAAAUAUUCCACGCAGGAAUGUUCCAAAACUGCUGUAAAUAAAAAGACAGAACAGAAAACAUUUAAACAUUUAAAAAUAGUAAAGAUACAAUUUGAAUGGUACUGUUUGUUUUUAUUUUAAGUAGACACUGACUCAGUAAUACCAGAUGAGGGUCACCAGAUUAACAAUGUAUGUACAGUUUUGAUUCUGAAGCCUUAUUUCUUUCUUUACUUUAUUAUUUUUGUUUAAUCUUAUUUCAUUUUAAUGUUUUAAACAGUUUGCUAUUGCUUGACUUGUUUGGAAUCAGUGAUAAAUAAUGUUUGCUGUUUACUGUUAAUUAUUGUGUUUUUGUUAUUCAUAAUGAAAAAAAAUGUAUUAUACCCUUUUUCCAGUGUUUUUUAUUUUGCUAAAAAUUAUUUUUGCACUGAUUGUACUCCAAGUCCUUGACCUACUGAAUCAAUAUCAGUAAGUGUGUAGUGUAAAUGUAAAUGUUUUGUUGAAAUAAGGAAACAAAUCUACACUGAGUAUUUGAUAUAUCUUGUAUACCUUUCAGGCCACAACUUGCACUGUUAAACAUUAUUUUCUAACUUACCUUUCAGUUUACUAAUCAAUAAACGCAUUUGCUUGUAAUGCAAUAAAUGUAAGCAGUUAGUUUUAUUGCUAAAAAGUGAGAAUGUGGUGUUUCUCAUGUUUCAGAAACAAAUUAUAGAGGUAGCAUCACUGCCUUGCAGCUCCACGGUUCUUGAUUUGAUCUUG